AUGGAUCUAACACUUUUGUCCGCUUGUGAAGAAUCUCCACUUUUGCUAUCUGAAUCCGUGCACUUUGGAUCUGACAUUUUAGCCACCGCCGGUGAAAUUGAUUUGCAUAAUGUUUUGACGAAGAGGAUUUUUCUAUCUGCUCUGCAUUUUAGGAUCAACACAAGAUACAAGGCCUCUGCAGCUUCUGCCUUCAUAGUUCGAAUCUGCCGUUUACUUCAAUCGAACUGGAUCACAGUGAUUAUGGAAGGGAAGGUUAUAAUGUUACAACUCCAAGAGGCAUUAGCAGAGGCAGUUUUGCUGGCUGAUCUGGAACAAGAUACGGUAAGAGCUUGUCUUAUUCUUAGAACCCUCACUUUUUCCUGCUCGUCUUCCAACUUUGUUAUUGAAUGGCUCUUCUGGAUUACGGUUGGCAUGGCAACCAAUAUUCCUCCCCAUAACCUCGGAGAGCUGGUCAAUGUCCUAUGCACUUUAAUUCACAACCCAGAAGCCACUUUGCAAGAACUCUUGGAGUACAUGCCAGGGCCUGAUUUUGCCUACUGGAGGUCUAAUUAUGGGAAAUCUAGGAGUAUAGAUGGCGUAACUGAUAUCCGUGAUGAAAGUGAUCGUACUGGUAUGCGUAUUGUGAUCGAGCUGAAACGUGGAGCAAAACCAGCGCUUGUUUUGAAUAAACUUUAUCGUCUAACUCAACUUCAAUCUAGUUUUACCCGCAACAUGGUUGGUAUUCUGGAUGGACAACCUAAACUGAUGGGACUGAAAGAAUUGCUUCAGACAUUUUUAGACGUUAGAUGCUCUGUUGUUGAGCGACGUGCGCGGUUCAAACUUUCACAAGCUCAAGAGAAGAGACACAUUGUUGAGGGUAUCGUGGUGGGCCUUGAUAAUUUGGAUCACAUUAUUCAAAUCAUUAAGGAAGCUUCCAGCAAUGCAGCUGCAUCGACUAGUCUAAUGAAUGAAUUCAAUAUUUCAAGUAAGCAAGCAGAAGCUAUAUUAGAUAUAAGCCUCCGAAGGCUCAUCCAUAUGGAGAGAAGUAAAUAUGUAGAUGAAAAGAAAUCUCUAACAGAACAAAUCUCAAAAUUAGAAGAACUACUAGCAAGCAAGGGGAAGAUGCUACAGCUGAUAGAACAAGAAGCUGUUGAGCUCAAGCACAAAUUUUCAAACCCAAGGCGCUCUAUUUUGGAAUAUUCGGAUGACGGUCAGCUUGAAGAUAUAAAUGCUAUUCCAAAUGAAGAAAUUCUGUUGGCUAUUAGCGAAAAGGGUUAUGUUAAUCGGAUGAAGCCCAACACCUUUAAUCUGCAGAAACGUGGAACCAUUGGCAAAUCUGUCGGAAAAUUGAGAGUCAAUAAUGCAAUGUCAGAUUUUAUGGUCUGUCGAUCACAUGACCACAUUCUUUAUUUGAGAUACUCUCAUCAUGCGUUCAGUAAAUCUCAAGUUGUUGUUAUGUUUUCAGAGGAAGAGUGGCAUUUGGCAGCAGUCUUUGUGGUUGGUUUCUCACUAACAGAGGACUUUGAGAGUGAUGAACAAGUAGUUCUAGUAAGUCAAAGUGGCACCGUCAAUAGAAUCAAAGUUCGUGAUAUUUCAAUCCAGUCACGCUAUGCAAGGGGAGUGAUUUUGAUGCGGCUAGAGUACGCGGGGAAGAUUCAGUUAGCGUCGUUAAUAUCCGCGGCGGAGGCUGAAGCAGAAGAUGAAACAACAGGAACAACAAUAGAAGAUGAAGCAGCAGGACCUGUUUUGAUGGUUUCCCAGCCCAGUGAUCCUAAUUUGGAAUAUGGUGACGAACUUGGAGCGGCGUUGGCGUACGACCGGGCGAUAAACCGGAUCCACAACGCCAAGGCGAAGCUGAAUUUCCCGCCUCUGGUCGGGACCAAUGGGUGGGAGUUGGGUCGGGUGGUGGGAACUGGGUCUAGUAAGCAGCGGGUGGGAGGUGUUGUUGCAGAGGUGGAAACGACGCCGUCGGAGGUGGGGAGUGAAGGGCGUUUCCUGGUUCGUGGGCCUUGGGAGGAGACCGUCGAGCUCAUCAAGGCCUACCACGACAAGUGGUUCGCCAUCAACCGUGGCAAUCUUUUGGCUGCCAAAUGGGACACCGCCACCAUCGCGUUGGCCGACUCCCCAGCCCCUUCCGACCCUCCCAAAUCCACCGUCCAGUGCCGGCACAAGAUCGAGAAGAUACGGAAGUGCUACCACACCGAGAAGCAGCGGUGCAUCAAUUUCCCAGGUCAGUUCUUUUCUUCCUGGGACCUGUUCCCUCUCUUGGAUGUCACGUCAUAA
Linum trigynum is the source of this 2262-nucleotide messenger RNA. Lineage: Eukaryota; Viridiplantae; Streptophyta; Magnoliopsida; Malpighiales; Linaceae. The record is from the annotation of a GenBank genome assembly.